Molecule: messenger RNA, 2335 nt
Organism: Heterotrigona itama
Lineage: Eukaryota; Metazoa; Arthropoda; Insecta; Hymenoptera; Apidae
Source: the annotation of a GenBank genome assembly
AUGUUUCGAGGUACAUGAACGAUCGCAGAAAUCAAGAUGGAAAUUCCCUUCGUACCUCGAGCGCCAUUUAAAUUGCGAAAUUUAAAAAUUUUAGAAAAAAUUAAUGUAUUGGAAAAGUAGAGUAGUUAAAUUUACAAAUUCUUCUUUCAACAGUAAACAAUAAUAAUUUUAUUCUCGAGCAUAGUUAUUCGAUUUCUGAUAUCUUUUCCAAUUUUGUCUGAUAUUAUGGUCAUUUAUUUUGGAUCCUCACAUAAUGUUGCACCCUUUACGUAUAUUUCUUUCCAUUAUGAUUCUAAACACACGUUCAUGUAUAUUUUUGAGAAGUUAAUAUAUUCAAUACAUAGUUGUCGAAUAAUAAUAAAUUGCCUGUUAAGAAACUUGAUAACAUGUGUUAAAUUGACACACAGGUUCUUUUUUUAUAACAAAUAUUAUUUACAGCUUUGACAAGUUUUGUUAUUGAAGACGUUAUAAAUAUAGUUGCAAAUAGAAGAAAAUUUAAGACAAAUAAUGUACGAUUAUAUUUAACGAAAAUAAUGAAUAAAUAUUUGGAAUAAAUAACGAAUAGGUAUAUAUCUUUUGUCCGCCACUAUAUAUACUAUAGAUAUUAGGUAAAUAUAUGUAUAUACUUAUAUUCUCGCUCAAAAAUUUAAUACAUCUUUUUCUUUUUAGACGAAACAAAUUUUUUUCUACAUUUGUCUGAAAAAUAAGAAUAUCAUAAUUAUAACUUUAAACUUAAAACAUAACCAAUUAAAAUUUUCAGUAGAUAGUAAGAAAAUUUAUAUGAAUAAAAUAUUUACUUAAAGUUAUAUUUAAAAAAAAGUACUAUUUCUCUUGAAAUUCUACGUUCUAAAUUUUUGAGUAUACGUGUAAAUGAUAUAACUUUUACAAAAAAAUGUGUCAAAUUGAUACUGGAAACGGAUAAGAGUUGAUUUAUUCAUUUAAUUAUUCAUCAUAAAUAUACGCUAUUCUUUCGAGCCGGUGAAAAUAGAAAACGAGGACGAAAUAAAGAAUGUCACGUUCAAUUAUGAGAAGAUUUCUUUGCGAAUGAUUUAACAUUGUCACGAAAGUGGAAAUUACUUUCUCUUCCUUGUUUUCACAUGGAGAGGCUUGUGUAUUCUCAUUGGGUCUUGACGAUUGCCCUUGAACGGGAAAAUAUUUCUAAGAAAACAAGGAAUUUCCCAUGAGUCCCACGAUCUAGCAGGAAAAUCGUGAAAAACAUUUUUACGAGAAAAUAUGUACAUUCUAGUCAUUUCAUGUUAACUUUCAUUUUUUGCCUUAACCCAGAUUUUGUUUUCUAAAUAACUUACACAUUUCUUUUAUUUGUGAUUUAAAUCAAAAUACAGGGUGUCCUAAUAUUAAAGGUAUUUACAAUUGAAAAUAACUCAAAAAAAAAAAAAUGAUAGAUACAUGAAUAGCCAAAUUGACCAACUUUACUUUUCGUUGAUCUCUUAAUUCCAUUUCGUAAGUACAAAGUUAAUGAUCAGUUUUCAAGAAACAAAUUAUCUACUACAACUUUAUUUAAGAAAAUUCAGAAUUUAUAUCGUUACUUUUCUGUUUUUUAAUUUAUUAUAUCACUACGUCAUGUUUGAUUGAAAAUCAUAAUAGAUCAGUGGAUCGAGCUAUCAUAAAGCUACUGGGAUUCCGGAGGGCGAUGCCAGUCACCGGCAGAACGUUGAACCUAACGACAGAGAUUUAUCAGAUCGCCGACGGCGAGCUGUUGAAGACGUUCUUCGUCAGCCCCGCCGGUAAUAUCUGCUUCCACGGCAAGUGCAGUUAUUACUGCGAUACGGCGCACGCGAUUUGCGGAAAUCCGGACACCCUUGAAGGGAGUUUCGCCGCGUUCUUGCCGGAUAAAUCUUUCGUCGCGAGGAAGGCCUGGCGACAUCCCUGGCGCAGGAGUUAUCACAAGAGGAAGAAGGCGCAAUGGGAGCACGAUUCUGAUUACUGUUCCCUCGUAAAAGAAAUUCCACCGUAUAACAAGGGUCGAAGACUUCUGGAUCUCAUGGAUAUGGCUGUCUUAGAUUUUCUUAUGGGGAACAUGGAUAGACAUCAUUACGAAACGUUCAAAAUUUUCGGUAACAACACAUUCCCUUUACACUUGGAUCAUGGUAGAGGAUUUGGCAGGCCCUUCCACGAUGAGAUCUCUAUCUUGGCGCCCAUCUUACAAUGCUGCAUGAUCAGGCAAACAACUCUAAGCACUCUCCUAAAGUAAGUUCUGUUUGCGUUAUAGAAAUUCUUCCUAAUUGAUUCUCGCAGCUUGGAUUCUGAUUUUAUCUUCUCUAUAUUGUAUCAAAAAUUUUUUAUUGAUAAGACUUGGGCCUUUAAUGAGAAAUAA